Messenger RNA from Danio rerio (zebrafish), 2277 nucleotides. It is a transcript of the gene bmpr1ba, whose product is annotated as bone morphogenetic protein receptor type 1Ba. The record is from RefSeq and is marked provisional. Gene Ontology annotation, molecular function: kinase activity; transferase activity; protein kinase activity. Lineage: Eukaryota; Metazoa; Chordata; Actinopteri; Cypriniformes; Danionidae. Gene Ontology annotation, cellular component: plasma membrane; membrane. Gene Ontology annotation, biological process: cell surface receptor protein serine/threonine kinase signaling pathway.
CUCACGGACACCAAGCAGCUUUACAACAACUCGCGGACACUUUCACCUCUCAACCGGUGAUCUGCAUUUUGAUUGGCUGCAGGCCGGUUAUGGAGCAUCUAUAUAUUAGAAAGAUUUUCAGUGAUCGAGGAUUGCUGGUUAAUAUGAGCUAAUGCACGCUGGACAGCGAUACCCGCUCAGUCGGUGUGAAGCUGUGAUUGAGGCUGCUGUGGGGUGUGCAGUUUCUCACAUUCUGUAGAGGACACACACACAUAGAGCUGAGGGAUUCUCUGGCUCACUGGAGUUCUGCAGACGCACGAUGGAUCUCUAUAGGAGCUGCUUGCGUUGGCUGUGUGUGCUGCUCAUUGGGCUUCUGGGACUCGUGGAGGAAAACUUGGCCAAUGUUUUGGACUCUAUGCUGCUGAGGAAUUCUGGGAAGGUGGAAGAGCGUCGGGAGACAGGAAGUGAUGCGCCAGCUUUACCUCAGCGCUUCCUUUGGUGUUACUGUUAUCAUCACUGUCCGGAGGACUCCACGAAUAACACGUGCAGGACAGACGGCUACUGCUUCACCAUGGUGGAGGAAGAGGGUGGAGCGGCUGUAGUGACGUCAGGCUGUCUGGGUCUGGUGGGAUCAGAGUUUCAGUGCCGAGACACAGGGAACUCCAAGCAGCGGCGGGCGCUCGAGUGUUGUACAGAUCAAGACUACUGUAACCGAGACCUGCACCCAACACUGCCUCCGUUACGCACACCUAGUUAUGUGGUUGGAGACAUUCAUCAUAUCGCUCUGCUCAUCUCAGUGAGCGUCUGUAGCUUCAUCCUCACCUUCAUCAUCAUCUUCUGUUACUUCAGAUAUAAGCGUCAUGAAUUAGCACCGCGCUACAGUCUCGGUCUACAUCCAGACGAAAGCUUCAUUCCUGCUGGAGAAUCUCUGCGGGAUCUCAUAGAGCAAUCCCAGAGCUCCGGUUCUGGCUCAGGACUCCCUCUACUGGUGCAGCGCACUAUAGCGAAGCAGAUCCAGAUGGUGACACAGAUCGGGAAGGGUCGCUAUGGAGAAGUGUGGAUGGGAAGAUGGAGAGGAGAGAAAGUAGCUGUGAAAGUGUUUUUCACCACAGAGGAGGCCAGCUGGUUCAGGGAGACCGAGAUCUAUCAGACCGUCCUCAUGAGACAUGACAAUAUACUGGGAUUUAUAGCGGCUGAUAUUAAAGGUACAGGCUCGUGGACGCAGCUCUACCUGAUCACAGACUAUCAUGAGAACGGCUCUCUGUAUGACUAUCUGAAGUGCACCACGCUGGACAGCAGAGCCAUGCUGAAACUUGCCUAUUCCUCCGUCUCGGGCCUUUGCCAUUUGCACACCGAGAUCUUCGGCACGCAGGGAAAACCAGCCAUCGCCCACCGAGAUCUGAAGAGCAAAAACAUCCUGGUCAAGAGAAACGGAGCUUGCUGCAUCGCUGACCUCGGCCUCGCCGUCAAGUUCAUCAGCGACACUAAUGAAGUGGACAUCCCUCUGAACACUCGUGUGGGAACCAAACGCUUCAUGGCUCCUGAAGUUCUGGACGAGACACUGAACAGGAACCAUUUCCAGUCCUACAUCAUGGCAGACAUGUACAGCUUUGGCCUCAUCCUGUGGGAGAUCAGCAGACGCUGCGUCACCGGAGGUAUAGUAGAGGAGUAUCAGCUGCCGUAUCAUGAUCAUGUUCCCAAUGACCCGUCAUAUGAAGACAUGAGAGAGGUGGUCUGCAUCAAGAGGAUACGACCCUCCUUCCCCAACCGCUGGAGCAGUGAUGAGUGUCUCCGACAGAUGGGGAAGCUCAUGACAGAGUGUUGGGCUCAUAAUCCGGCCUCUCGUCUCACAGCCCUCCGCGUUAAAAAGACUCUGGCCAAGAUGUCUGAAUCCCAGGACAUUAAAGUCUGAGAGCAAUUCUCCACCCAAACCCUGAACUCACAGCAACACUCACACACUUGCUGGAAAAUGCCACAGAUCUCCUUCAGUGAGCAGAUCUCAGCGCGGGACGUCCUGAUCAAAGAUAUCCAGCCGUGAGGAUGAGCUUGCGGGACGCUAAAAGUGGUAACACAGCAGGAGAAGUUGACGCAGAACUCAAGUUUUUCUGUAUUUGAAAAUGAUUUUGUUGAAUCGUGUCAGAUUUCAGAGAACAAUGGUUGACGUUCAAGUCAUAGGAGCUGCGGUUUUCCCUCCUUUUUUAUUUUUUUGGUGGGCUGUGCCUUAUUUAUUGUGUAAAUAUAGAUGAAGUUUUGAGAGCUGCAUUAUUGUGCUUAAAUAAAUGUUGUAAAAACACUGAA